This is a messenger RNA of Scophthalmus maximus (turbot), 5258 nucleotides long. RefSeq names its product poly [ADP-ribose] polymerase tankyrase-1. The record is from RefSeq and is a predicted model, not a curated record. The coding region runs from base 155 to 4105 and encodes 1316 amino acids. The transcript is spliced from 28 exons. Lineage: Eukaryota; Metazoa; Chordata; Actinopteri; Pleuronectiformes; Scophthalmidae. Gene Ontology annotation, molecular function: protein binding; NAD+ poly-ADP-ribosyltransferase activity.
CAGUGAUGGGGAAGUGUGGUUCACGUGUGGUUAUCAUACCACGAUCAGCAUUGUUUUGAUCAAGAUGGUGACAGUUGCUCGGGUCCUGGACAACUGAUUGGCCACUGUGGGACUUCGGAUCCAAAGGGACUUUAGUGUAUCAUAUCAUAACCACAUGCAUGUAGUUGUGGUCUCAGUUGCUCCCCGCCCCCCAGAGCCUGAGAGUCAACAGCCGAGACAGGAAGCACGAGCACUUUCACCGGAAAGGAGGCGCAGCGCUCAUCGUCGCCUGAGAGCUGCUGUAAUGGCGGUGUCUCGUCGCUCCUCGCAGCAGCAGAGCACCUUACAGUCCCCGCCGAGGAACAGCUCUCUGUCGGGCGCCCCGGCUCCGGCGUCUCCGCCGAUGGCGCUGCUCGCGUCGGCGGCCGGGCCCCCGGAGAGCGAGAGGGAAUGCAGCGGGGGGAUCGAGGCGGCCCUGGCCUCCCCGGACCCGUCGGCCACUGUCCUGGCGAGCAGCGCGAGCUCCACCACGACAACCUCUGGCGGCGGCUGCGGCGGCAGCAGCAGCAGCGUCUCGAGCCCCGGCUCCGGAGCGACCAGUCCCGCCGACGGCAGCAGCAGCAGCAGCAGCGGCGGCGGCGGCGGCAUCGGCGGCGCGUUCCGGGAGCUGUUCGAGGCCUGUCGCAACGGAGACGUGUCCCGGGUGAAGAGGCUGGUCGACUCGGUGAACGUGAACGCGAAGGACAUGGCUGGUCGGAAGUCGACUCCCCUCCACUUCGCUGCGGGGUUUGGCAGGAAAGAUGUGGUGGAGCACCUGUUGCAGACCGGGGCCAAUGUCCACGCCCGGGACGACGGUGGACUCAUUCCCCUGCACAAUGCAUGCUCCUUUGGCCAUGCAGAAGUUGUCAGCCUCCUUCUGUGUCAGGGCGCCGACCCCAACGCCAGAGACAACUGGAACUACACGCCGUUACAUGAGGCGGCCAUCAAAGGAAAGAUAGACGUGUGCAUUGUGUUACUUCAACAUGGAGCCGAUCCAAACAUCCGCAACACUGACGGCAAAUCAGCUCUGGAUCUGGCUGACCCGUCAGCCAAGGCUGUUCUCACUGGUGAAUACAAGAAGGAUGAACUUCUGGAAGCAGCAAGGAGUGGAAAUGAAGAAAAGCUGAUGGCACUGCUGACUCCCUUGAAUGUCAACUGUCAUGCCAGCGAUGGCCGCAAGUCAACAUCCCAAAAAAUGCUGUCGACUCCCCUCCACCUGGCUGCCGGCUACAACCGGGUCCGCAUCGUUCAGCUCCUCCUUCAGCACGGAGCAGACGUUCACGCCAAGGACAAAGGUGGCCUGGUUCCUCUUCACAACGCCUGCUCCUAUGGUCACUUUGAGGUCACUGAGCUUCUGCUUAAACACGGAGCCUGCGUGAACGCCAUGGAUUUGUGGCAGUUCACUCCUCUCCACGAGGCUGCGUCCAAGAACCGAGUGGAGGUCUGUUCCCUGCUGCUGAGCCAUGGGGCUGAUCCCACCCUUCUCAACUGCCACAGCAAGAGCGCAGUGGACAUGGCCCCCACCCCCGAGCUUAAAGAGAGGCUCACCUACGAGUUCAAAGGUCACUCACUGCUGCAGGCAGCCCGGGAGGCAGACGUGGCCAAAGUGAAGAAGACUCUGGCUCUGGAGAUCAUCAGUUUCAAACAUCCUCAGACUAAUGAGACGGCUCUGCACUGUGCCGUGGCGUCCCCGCACCCGAAGAGGAAGCAAGUGACUGAGUUGUUGCUGCGCAAAGGUGCCAACAUCAAUGAGAAGAACAAAGAUUUCAUGACUCCUUUGCACGUUGCUGCCGAGAGAGCCCACAAUGACAUACUGGAGGUGCUGCAGAAACAUGGAGCAAAGGUAAAUGCUGUGGACACACUAGGUCAGACUGCUCUUCAUAGAGCGGCGCUGGCUGGUCACAUCCAGACCUGCAAGCUGCUGUUGAGCUACGGGGCCGACCCCUCCAUCGUAUCUCUGCAGGGCUUCACUGCUGCUCAGAUGGGCAACGAGGCUGUACAACAGAUUCUCAAUGAAAAUGUUCCCACGCGUAAUUCUGACGUGGACUACAGGUUUCUGGAGGCGGCUAAAGCAGGAGAUCUGGACACAGUGCAACAACUGUGCACCCCUCAGAAUGUAAACUGCCGGGACCUGGAGGGCCGCCACUCCACUCCUCUCCACUUCGCAGCCGGUUACAAUCGAGUGGCUGUAGUUGAAUACCUGCUGCACCACGGAGCUGAUGUCCAUGCCAAAGACAAGGGCGGUCUGGUGCCCCUCCACAACGCAUGCUCCUAUGGUCAUUAUGAAGUGGCUGAGCUGCUGGUCAGACACGGAGCUUCAGUCAAUGUGGCCGACCUGUGGAAGUUCACACCGCUUCACGAGGCCGCAGCCAAAGGCAAAUAUGAGAUCUGCAAACUGCUGCUCAAACACGGAGCCGACCCUUCCAAGAAGAACCGCGAUGGCAACAUGCCGCUGGAUAUGGUGAAAGACGGAGACACAGACAUACAGGACCUUCUGAGGGGCGACGCCGCCCUGCUGGACGCUGCCAAGAAGGGCUGCCUGGCCCGAGUCCAGAAACUCUGCUCCCCAGAGAACAUCAACUGCAGAGACACGCAGGGGCGCAACUCCACACCACUCCACCUCGCAGCCGGCUACAACAACCUUGAGGUGGCAGAGUAUCUGCUGGAGCACGGGGCUGAUGUCAACGCCCAGGACAAAGGAGGCCUUAUCCCUCUUCAUAAUGCUGCUUCUUAUGGGCAUGUGGACAUUGCGGCGCUACUAAUCAAGUAUAACACAUGCGUGAAUGCCACGGACAAAUGGGCCUUCACCCCCCUCCACGAGGCAGCCCAGAAGGGUCGCACACAGCUCUGUGCACUGCUGCUGGCGCAUGGAGCCGACCCCACCAUGAAGAACCAAGAGGGCCAGACUGCUCUGGACCUGGCCACGGCUGAUGAUAUCAGGGCCCUGCUGAUGGACGCCAUGCCACCAGAUGCGCUGCCCAGCUGCUUCAAGCCCCAGGCCACAGUGGUCAGCGCAUCCGUCAUCUCCCCUGCCUCCACACCGUCCUGUCUGUCGGCCGCCAGCAGCAUAGACAACCUGGCCGGGCCGCUCACCGAGCUGGCGGCGGCAGCCGCCGCCAGCUCCUCCGGAGUGGCAGACGGAGCCUCAGGCACUGACCGCAAGGAAGGGGAAAUGACGAUGCUGGACAUGAACAUAAGUCAGUUCCUGAAGAGCCUGGGUCUGGAGCACCUAAGGGACAUCUUUGAGAGGGAGCAGAUCACCCUGGAUGUGUUGGUGGACAUGGGUCACGAGGAGCUGAAGGAAAUCGGAAUUAACGCCUAUGGCCACCGGCACAAGCUCAUCAAGGGUGUUGAGAGGCUGCUGGGCGGCCAGCAAGGUGCCAACCCAUAUCUGACAUUCCACUGUGCCAACCAGGGCACCAUCCUAAUCGAUCUGGCCCCAGACGACAAGGAGUACCAGUCUGUGGAGGAGGAAUUGCAGAGCACCAUCCGAGAGCACAGAGACGGAGGCAACGCUGGGGGUGUGUUCAGCAGAUACAACAUCAUCAAGAUUCAGAAGGUGGUAAACAAGAAGCUGAGGGAACGUUACACCCACAGGCAGAAGGAAAUCGCAGAUGAGAACCACAACCACCACAAUGAGCGGAUGUUGUUUCAUGGUUCCCCAUUCAUCAAUGCCAUCAUCCACAAAGGCUUUGAUGAGCGCCAUGCCUACAUUGGAGGCAUGUUUGGGGCAGGGAUCUACUUUGCGGAGAACUCCUCCAAGAGCAACCAGUACGUCUACGGCAUCGGUGGAGGCACAGGCUGCCCGACUCACAAAGACCGCUCCUGCUACCUGUGCCACAGGCAAAUGCUGUUCUGCCGAGUGACCCUGGGGAAAUCCUUCCUACAGUUCAGUGCCAUGAAGAUGGCCCACGCUCCCCCGGGGCAUCAUUCAGUAAUCGGGCGGCCCAGCGUUAACGGCCUAGCCUACGCCGAGUACGUCAUCUACAGAGGAGAGCAGGCCUACCCAGAGUACCUCAUCACUUACCAGAUCCUUAAACCAGAGAGCGCAGCCCAGUCAGCCGCAGGAGCUGAGCAGAAGUCAUAGUUACUUCACGUCGCUCACGCCUGUGAUGCCUGUUAUUUUCUCCUUUGUAUUGCAAAUGCAUAAACACCUUUUAUUUACCAAACACAUUUCCAGUCUCUUGUCCAGUAGAAGCCAUGGUGACCAGUGUUUUAUGAGCAGAUAUGCUGUAUAAUACUCUCCUGCUCGUGGUGAUGACUCUUUUUUUUUUUUUUUUUUUUGCAUCGACUGCAUGUUUAUACAGAAGCAUGUAAGGGUUAGUCCCCCGCCCUCCUCCUCAUCAAUCAGGAGGUUGCCUGUAGAGACUUUGAAGUAUCAGCAUUAACAGUUUGCCACUCUUAGCCGCAUUGUAACUGUGGUGAAUCACCGAUCACACACACACACACACACACACACACACACACACACACACACACUUACUGUCUCACUGUCGGAGCCUGAAGCCUGUGGACUACUACUGGCCCACCGUAUCUGGGUUCAUUAUGUACUGAAUGGCCUCUAGUUACUGUGAUUUCAAUGCUAACGUGUAACAUUACCGAAAGGUAACAGUGCGUUGUUGCUACGCUGAAAUAGUGACAUUUCAAUCAUUCGCCCCCCAAGAACACUACAAACACUGAACAGAAAUCUGAAAAUGCUUUUUCGUGGUUUUGUUCAGGACUGGACGCGCUAGAUAGAGAGAGGGGCUCUCUGUCAAAUCACAAGAGUUGAGACUUUUAGUGUCAAAAUAAUAUUGAUUUGUAUGAGAGCAGACGUGAACUACUGAGAUUACGUCUGCUCAGUGCAAUGUAAGGCAUCAUAAUUCCACUUAUCGUGGCUGUUGUAUAUUAAAAGCAUUGUAUAUGACCGUGUUUUAAACAGUAGAGCUGGUAAAUGUCGAAAUUGGAUUGUGAUGCCUCACAAGUCAUCAAAAGCAACCUUCCGUUGCCAUGGUCUUACAGACAUCCCACGCAUAAGGAUUUUGCACUUUUACUUAGAGACCUAUUUAAGUUAUUUUGAAUUUAAAUUGCAAAUUUCGCGGGAAAAAAAAUAUUUGUACAGGUUGUGUAAAUGGUUGUGUAUAACUGUCGCUGUUUAACAGUACCCUUUGAGUUUAACUGUAAAUGACAUCUGAAUUUUUCUGUUCAUGCCUUAUUGUUUCUCCCAACUUUUUUUUUAAAUAAAUGUCCCAUUAACAGCU